Pyricularia pennisetigena is the source of this 543-nucleotide messenger RNA. RefSeq lists its product as uncharacterized. The record is from RefSeq and is a predicted model, not a curated record. NCBI's taxonomy places the organism in Eukaryota, Fungi, Ascomycota, Sordariomycetes, Magnaporthales, Pyriculariaceae. The transcript is spliced from 2 exons. The coding region runs from base 1 to 543 and encodes 180 amino acids.
AUGCCUGGAGCCUGGAACGCCGAGGCUGAACGGGACCUCAUCCUGGCCUCUUGGGCAGGCACCAGCACCGGUCCCGUGAGACCUGACUGGCCCAAGACCAUCGCCAUCAUGAAGGCAUGGGGCUACGACUUUAGCGGCGAGGCGCUCAAGAGCCGCUGGUCGAAAACCAUCUUGAAAGACUUUAAAUCUAAGCAAGAGACCGCCCUCGCGACCAUCGCCGGCAACGCGCACGUAGGCCUCGCCGUGAGCCCGACCAAGAGAAAGGCAAAAGCUUCAGGCGACAGCGACUCGCCCACCAAGAAGACAAAGUCGACGCCCAAGAAGACGGCUGUGAAGAAGGAGACUUUCGACGAGGUGGCCAACACCUAUCUUCAGGACUCCAUCGAGGGCGAAGACACCGAAGACAACGAGGGCGGUGACCAGGCCCCCUCUUCGCCUGGCCCCCGCCGGUCGAACCCGCGUCGUUCGGUCUCGCAGCCUCCCACCUACAAGGAGGAGAAGCUUGAGGGCGAGAGAAGCGAGGACAGCGACGGCGUCGCUUGA